UGCAGCACGAUAGUGUGCGAGAGCGAUGAACUUUCGUGUACCAUUUACUUUCAGGACGCGUGGUGGCGCUAUUCAUCUUAUUUUGCAAAUCGUGGUGUCGUCUGCUUCCCCAAGGUUUUGCCCAAUGUGGGACUAUAAAAUUUCACUCGAAAUCUGCAACAAGUUUUCCUUUUGGUAUGUGAAAAUGUGUACGAUACGAUACAAUUCUGAACAAAUUUACACUUGUGCGAGUGCAAUGUAAAAGGGCUUACUUCUUCCACGGAUAAAAUCGACUUGUACCAAAGUGCCAUCACCUCUAUCUGCCGACUUUAGACGCGUGCCGCGUCAAGUUUCGGCGCGUUGGCAGACGCAGCCGCAGGGCGCGCUAACCGGUACCGGAUACGUGCGUGUGUCAGCUGCAGCUGGCGCAGUAAAGAUGAAAAAAAAAAGCUUUCGUAUUAAAAUGUGCUCUUUCCCGUCGACGCUUUACAUCCAACGUUUACUGUUUGCUUCAUUUGUUCUACAAAUCGUCGCCAGACGAUCAGAAAGCUGAAGUCAGUGAAGAUAACAUUGGUACUCCAAUUACAUAUUGUUGCAAUAGUGGGCCUUAAGCUUGGUGCUGAAAAUAAAAUGAGCAUCAGUUGCCAACUGAGGGUUAUCUACCUCACUUGGGUGAUAAUGAUGAGCAUAACUACAACCAGGAAAAUGAUAGAGGCAACAACACAGGAUCUGUAUCAGGUAUCUGCCCCAUCGGAAGUCAGCUACCUGGACCCUGUGUUAUUUGUCUUCCAGGCUGACUAUACAAGGAAACCUCAUAUCAUGUGCUCUUGGGAUUUUGAUGAUGGGCAACGCAUGUUCACCACCACAGCUGAAUUACAACUGGGGAUAUCGCACCAGUACUCUAAUCCUGGGUAUUACACUGUCUUGACAUCAUGUCUCACGUCACGUGGCUUGAUUUAUCAAAGCACCACAGUGACCGUUAUCAAUGAUAUUGACUGGCUAGAGUGUGUCAUCACAGACACCGAUGCAGUCCCGCAAGAAAUCUACCAGGAAGGGAGUAACAUUGUUGUCCACUACCGGCACGAGUAUACGGUCGGGUUAGUCUACAGCUUACUCAUAGAUGAUGUGAAGGUGUAUGAAGCCACUGCACCAACCCCUAGCAAUCCGACCCACGUGGUGCAAGAGAGUCUGAUCAUAACAAGCCAGCUGCAACAACUGAUCCCGCUUGGUAGUCACAAUCUGACGCUACGCGUCAGAAAUGACCGCGUCGACCUACGAUGCCAGAGCGCCUUCACGUUGAUGAGCCCUAUCUCAGGAGUCAGUCUGGUGUCUAGUCAUUCACUUGCGGUCCCUGGGGAAGAUGUUGUGCUGACGGUGAAGGCCGAGUCAGGGUUCCCUGCAAUGAUUGAAUGGAGCAUCAGGAACGGCUCAUCCAUGGUCUGGCAGAUGUUGGCGGCGAGGCAAGGGAGAUUACCUCAAGAUGCUGAUCAGAUAACAACAUCCUUAUCAGAGAUUGGCGAGUUCCAAAUCUGUGCCAGGGUCUACAAUAACUUCACUUCCGAGGAAGCCUGCACCGACAUUGCCUCCCAGUAUCCUGUUACGUCCAUAGUACUGGCAUCAAAUGCUCCCAUUAACUUCGCAGUGGAGGACAGGGUUGACUUCUCUGUGGAGUUUUUGGAUAGACCCAUUCCUACUAGUAUGAGGUACUCAAUGGAGUUUGGAGAUGGUACAAUUGAUAAUUCCUCAGUGGUCGGGAUCACACCCGUGAGUCCAGUCCUCACCACCCCCCACACCUACACCACAGCAGGCAUCUACCAUGCUAAACUGCAUGUCUACAAUGACCUUAGCUCUAUCUUGGAUGACAUCAGUGUGGCAGUACUGCAGCCAAUCACACACCUGAAAAUACGUCUCUCCCAUCACAGUGGAAUCUACUUUCCAAGUAGCGAGACGGAUUGGUUUUGGCAGGAACCACCGUUCAUCCAUCCCCUGGUGACAGAAAAUGAAUAUUCAUUUCAGCUACAAGGAACUGGCACUGUACAGUACGUCACCUGGACAAACGCUGGGGCAAGCUACGAGAACCACAUCAACACUACUAGUAGAUCCCUGUUCUACAAGUUUCCCUCCAACGGCACUUUCACGGUACAAGCGACUGCAGGAAACGUCUACUCUACCUUUACAACAGUCGAGGCAUCGGUGAUGGUACUUGAUGCCAUUGUGAGUCUUUACCUGAUCAGCAACAGUCCCAAAACUGAAGGUGAACCAGUCACAUUUCUAGUGCUUGCGGAAAAACUUGGCUCCAACUCGUCGUUCAGCAUCAGCUUCGGGGACGGGUAUUCGGAGCCGGUGACUGAACCCCAGCGUGACACCGACAUGAUGCGAUUUGUGCCAAAGAAUCUCGCCCUGCCGACGGACCCGGCAAAGUCCUACGUCACAGUUAUGAACCACACUUACGAAGACGUCGGAGUCUACGCCCCAAGGGUUACCGGCUUAAACGCUGCGAUGGAAUGGAUCGCUAUCACCUAUGUGUUUGUACAGGAUGCUGCCCAUAUUUGCAGGAUACCAGUCAUUCACGUUAAAGAUGGUGGUAGUAGCUACUACCUGGCAAAGAAAUACAGCCGAAGUAAAGCAUUCAUCUUCGGUGCAGACGUUGAGAUAAACUGCCAGCAGGCUAAGAGGGCUCACUACCAGUGGAAGGUAUGCACAGUCGACAGUUUAUUCACGGUCCCCAGCCCAUCCAAUGAGGUUAGCCUUCCGCCAAGCGUCAACACACAGGCUGCCGAUAUGUACAUUCCGGGGUUCAUCCUGGGCUACGGCAUGUACAUCUUUCAACUCACCGUUACCUUGGUGAUGAAGGAUGCGGAUGCAGCCAGUGUGGAGAACGUUGCCCAUAGUUACAUCGAGGUUACCCCGGCUGACCUUGUGGCUAGGAUCGGAGGAGGUUCAGCACUGGCAGUUGGCUGGUAUUCCAAUAUCACACUGGAUGCCUCAGACUCCUAUGAUCCAGACCAGGCACCAGGCACUGCGAUGCAGGGCUUCAGUCACGCAUGGUACUGUCGCCAAUCCAACGAGUCCUUCCCUGAGAACAUGACACUAAUUUCUCAUCAAUACCUACCAUCAACAGGUGGCUGUUUUGGGAGAGGAUUCCUUCUGUCAGAGACCAGUAAUCACUCGGUGAUCAUUCCAGCACAGACACUGGAAGGCAGCCAAAAUUAUGUCAUCCUUCUGAAAUUGUCAAAGACUGGUCGCAGGAAUGCAUACGCUGAGCAGACAAUUACCAUCCUCCCUGGACAUCCAAAUACCAUUUAUAUCAGGUGCCUGAUGAACUGUGGAUCCCAGCUCAACCCAUCGGCCCGACUGGUCCUGGCUGGACUGUGCCCUGACUGCACGGCUUCCGCACAACCUUACUUUGAAUGGACGCUGAGAUCAAGUAACCAGACUACAGCGGUGCAGACCUUAGACUGGGCCAGGGACACCACAACUGGACAGCACGGCUCUUACCUUGCCAUCAAUGCUGGGGUUUUUGCUGGAUCUAGCAAUGAGAUGUACACCAUACACCUACAAAUGCAGAGCAGGAGUGGGUCUAUCAGCUUUGCAGAGUACACGUUCACAACAAACACCCCACCGACGGUGGGCAACUGCUCCAUCACGCCAACAGAGGGGGUUGUCCUGACAACACGCUUCUCCAUCAUCUGUGAGCACUUCGAGGACAUCCACACCCCGUUGACGUACGAGGCGCACACUGUAACGGGAGCGGAGAGGUCUGUUGGGGUCAGCUCGCUUGAUGCGUCGGUGGAAGGUACUCUACUGUUCUAUGGAGUAGACCCUAACAUUCCAUCAACCUUCCUCCCUCUCGGCCGACCCAGCCAAGACUACAAGGUGGACAUCAAGAUUAAAGUGACGGAUUCCCUAGGUGCAAGUGUCUACACUUGGUUAUCUGCAAAAGUACAGGAGGCUGAAAGCAGCGACGUAGAGGCACUAGCCCUGCAACUGACCUCGGACGAGGACUCCCAACUGAACCAGCUGUUGGGAGAAGGCAACAUCCAGACAGCUACACAGGUCAUCACUAGUGUCAGCUCCAUGUUGAAUCAGGAGUCCGAGAGGGACAGUCAGCAUGAGGACGAGGGGGAAGAUGAACAGACUGACGGGGAGCAACACCAAGUAGAACUAGAACAGAAGAAACAGAAAAGAGUGCAGGCUAGGGAGUCACUUCUUGACAUGCUGAGUAAUGUGGAAGUGAAUAGCUUGGAAUCCAUACAACUCACCUCAUCUGCCAUCUCUCGGGUUACCAGUGAAGUGGAGGAGAUAUCUCCUCAUGCGCAGGUGUCUACUGCUUCUGCCUUCUUGAGCAUGGGUUCCCGGCUGAAGGAGCAGGCUGAUACGGGAGUGGGCGGAGAGGCAGUUGAAGGGGCAGCGAUGUUCAUGGUAUCGGGAUUGUCCAACAUCAUGACUUCUGCCAACUUCAGACAAACUGAAAAUGGCUCAGACGUUCAGCUGCUAUUAGAUAACGAGAAGGCUGAACAGACUCGUAAUGUUACCCUGGUCUCCCUGCACGCGCUGGAUGACGUCCAGACAGCCAUCCUUCUCAACAAGGUGCCCGGGGAGCAGCCCACCGUCCUACAGACCGACUCGCUGUCAGUCAUCCUGCAGAGGCAGGAGAAGAGGAAUCUUGACGGACUGGUGCUGCAGACGGAGAACUCAGACGUGGUCUUCAGAUUGCCAGCUGGGUUAAGCACAGCUAUCGACCAGCACCGAGCAUCCUCAUAUGAUGAAGUCAUUGAUACACAGAUUCACCACUUUCAACAAAAUCCCUUUACUUGGACUGAGAGUAGCAGCAUGGUGACAAGUCAUGUGACUAGCCUGAGACUGGGACACGGCAGCGACCAAUCAGAUAUCGCCGUCCAGAGACUGCCACAAGACGUGGAAAUAAUAGUGACCAAUGGCGACACUGCCAAGCCAGUCCUCCUCCAACCGCUGACCAAUCAGCAAGGCAAUCAAACAAUCUAUGCAUUCAAUUUGACCAAUCAGGAUGCAGCAGUCAUUGUCAGGGUCCAACUGAACCAAUCAUCGGAGCUGACAGAAAUACCCCGUCUGAGUUUAUGCCUUCAACUUGAACUGGCAACUAACGACACCAGCUCACAAUGCAAUGCUUCAGUGACUAUGCCGCAGAAUGUGACAGACUCGCAUUUCUCACUGAAUAACACAAACAUGACCUUUGACCCAUACCUUUGGGUCAUUCCAAGUGAGAACCUUCCUGAAGCUGGGGGGUAUUUCUUGACUUUGGUUGGAGGGGAUGUUAUUGAUCUUGCACAGCACAUUCUUGUGUAUGCUUUCAGCACACAGUGUCUGUACUGGGAUGAAGCAAGGGAAGAGUGGCUAGGUGACGGCUGCCAGGUUGGACCUUUCACAACUGCAGCCCAGACCCACUGUCUCUGCAACCAUCUCACGUCCUUUGCUGCCAGUAUCCUGGUCCUCCCGAAUGCAGUUGACCUGACAGACUUUUCCCUGUUUGCAACUAUUCCUGAGAAUCCCAUCACCUUAAUAACAGUUGCCGUUGUGUUUGUCCUGUUUGUGCUGUGUGCGGUGUGGGCACACCGGAGAGAUCGACUAGAAAGAGAAAAGGCUCGACUUAUCAUCCUGGAUGACAACAGUCCAGAUGACACCUACCGUUACCACGUCACCGUCUUCACCGGCAUGCGCAGAGGAGCCGGCACGACAGCAGUCGUCACCCUGACUCUUGAGGGCAUAGUGGGAAACAGUGAGCCCCACGUCUUGUCUGCGAACGGUCAUCACAAGGUAAUGCAGAGAGGUGGCAUUGAUUCCUUCCUUCUGACGACAAAGGAAUCGUUGGGAAUACUCCGAUCCAUCAGGCUAUGGCACGACAACGGAGGUAGCGGCCCUGAGUGGUACCUUAGCCGCAUCCUAGUUCAUGAUCUGGAAAAAGAUCGUUGGUGGUAUUUCCUGUGCCACACAUGGAUUGCCAUCGAUCUUGGCGAUGGCAAAAUUGACAAGACGUUUCCUGUGGCAAACACCGAAGACCUGAAGGAUUUCCAUCAUCUGUUCUUCACUAGAAGCGUUCGCGACAUGAAGGACAACCACCUGUGGUUCUCUGUGCUGUCCCGGCCACCCCGUAGCAGCUUCACCCGACUUCAGCGCGUCGCCUGCUGCUUCUCCCUCCUGCUGUCCUCCAUGCUGAUGAACAUCAUGUUCUACAAGGUCGGGGAAGGGGAGCCAGAUGAGACGUACAACUUUGGGGUGAUGAGCAUCUCGCUCAAGACCAUUGUGAUUGCUACUGAAGCCAGCCUCUUGGCUUUGCCUAUCAAUCUAGCCAUUGUCCAGAUUUUCAGGGAGGUCAGACCCAAGGAGGAUGACAUAGAGAUUGUGCCAGCCAGCGAGUCGGAAGAUCCACAGGAUCAAGCUGAUCAGGAUGUGGAGUGCAAAGAGAGCUUAGAACCUCAAGGAGAAGUUCUUUCAACCGUGGGAAGCAACGCGACAGGGACUUCCUCUGGGUCUUCAAGUAUCCAGUCACAAACCUCCACACCAAAUAUGGCAUCAAGAAACUCUCCUCUUCAAGAAGCAAGUAGACCGCAAAGCGCCAUGAGGGAAGACACUAAAACGUCUGUCAGCCGGGAGUCCUUACCAGAGAGGGACAUUUUCAAUAGUGACAAGGCCUACGAGGAGUACGUUGAUAAGUAUGCAGAGUUUGUGUAUCUGAGGAGUACUUGCAAAGGCGACAACACGGGCAGUCACAAGUUGCUGGAAGCUGGCAACUUGCAGAGUCUGGUACAUGUACCUUUAGAAAGGGAUAGUUCAAGCCAACAUGCUCAGCAAGAUUUCAGGCCAGACCUGUUGCCCGAAUGUGACCAAGCCUUACUCUGUACUAACAUGAGGCAACUGACUGAAACUUCCGGAAAUGCCAAUGUAAACAGAACCUCUCCCGGUAGUGAAUCAAGCAUACUGCCCCACUCUUCUCAGUCCAACCAGAGUUCUCGCAGUUCCAGCAGCAUCCACAUCCUGAUCUCCCCAAACGAGGAAUCCUCUGUUGAUCUGAACCCUUCCGACUCGGUCAUCUACACAUCCUACCAGGACUUCCUGAGCUCCCGCUUGAACCUGCUGUACGAGCAGCUUCACAAUCCUCCACCAAACCUCUUCAGGAGUGAGGAGGACCGCAAGAAAGCCUUGCGUAAGUUUAAACUGGCCCUGGCCCUGCAUGGCUGGAAAGAGGAAAGGGAGAGAGAAUCGGGGUCGGCAGGCUCAGAGGAGACCCCGUCGGAGCCAAAAGACGAAGUGCAGAGACUGUUUAGUGGACUGGGACACCUCCCGUGGUGGUGCGUCUACAUUGCCUGGUUCCUCGCCAUAUCCUCUAGUCUCUUUGCUGCCUAUUUGAUCAUUCUGUACGGCCUGACCUUUGGCAAGCAGAAGUCCAUCGACUGGCUGAUCUCAAUGAUCAUCUCCCUGAUCCAAAGCGUUGUCGUGAUCCAACCGGUGAAGGUCAUUGCCAUAGCAGCAUUUUUUGCCAUAGUUCUCAAAUCCUAUGAUUAUGAUGAAAUUGGAGUGAAGUUCUUCAAGCAGCUCAAGAUAAUUGCAGGUGUCCAGCAAUCCAGCACCAUGAGCACCCAGGGCAGUACCUUCUCUGCUAAACGCAGAGGCACCCACUUCUACCGGCCUCCUCCGGGCACCGCUGUGGAGCAGGCUCGGGAGAAGCGACACGCAGAGAGGAAGAUGUACUCCCUGAUCAAGGCCUUCAUCGGCCAGAUAGUGUUCAUCUGGUUGGCCCUGCAGGUCAGCAAUGCCCAGCGGGAUCCUGGGAGUAUCUACCUCAGCCUGGCCAUGAGCAAUAGCUUCACGACACAACUCCACCAGGUGAAAACUAUGCCUGAUGUCUACACAUGGAUACAGGAGGAGUUUGCACCCAGCCUGUACGAAGUUGAGCCAAGUUCAGUUCUGCAGGAAUCGUUCCUUGUGGGAAGCCCAAGACUGCGCCAGCUGAGGGUAAAACCAGAGUAUUGCAGUGAGCCAGCCACUUACCGAGGUAUGCGUCCAGGAUGCCACGCUGUCCCCGGCACAGAAUCAGAGCAAGGUGCUUACAAUGGCUCCUGGACUCGGCCUAUGUCGUCUUUCAAUGCAUCUCAGGACUGGUCCAUCAAUCCUUGGGUCUACCAGCCCCGGUGGCAGGCAAAAGGCAGCUACUUCCUGACGGGCCUUGGACCCAACGAUCGUGGGGGAUUCGUUGUCGAUCUAGGUCCAUCCAGGGCAUCUGCAGAGAACCGGACCAACCUCCUGGAAGACUCCCGGUGGGUCGAUCAGUACACCAAGGCAAUGAUCCUGGAGUGGGUGGUGUACAAUGCCAACAUAAACCUCUUCUGCGCCAGCACUGUCGUCUUCCGCGCCGAAGGGACCAGCGUUGUUCCCUCUUACGAGCUUGCCACCCUUCGCCUGUACCGCUACACCGACAAGUACGACAAGUUUGUGUUGACUCUAGAGGUGCUUUAUCUCUUGGUUGUUGUCGUCAUCAUUGGGAUGGAGGUGGUGAAGUGGAACAACGAUCGUGGAGAAUACUGGAACUUCUGGAGCUGCCUUACCAUCGCUAUUAUUAUUCUAUCCAUCUCAGCAACAACGGCUUACAUAUGGCAAUACGUUCUCACAAUGAGGACCAUGCAGCUCUAUAAAGCUGAUCCAAGCGUACACCACAGCUUUGCAGACCUAGUCCUCUUGGACUCGGUCCUUGUGACUAGUCUGGCUGGCGUGGUCUUCUGCAGCAUCCUCAAGUGUCUCAAGGUCCUCCACUACAACGACAGCAUGUUCCUGCUUCAGAACACCGUGCACAGGCUCUCCGAGACCCUCGUCUUCUACCUGUCCAUGCUUGGAGUCGCCCUGAUGGGCUUUGCCUUUUUUGGCUACCUCAGCUUCGGCCGGCAGUUCAGGGACUUCUGCGAUCUGUUGCAGUCCAUACAGUCCGUGUUUGUGCUCGUCCUGCGCAGGUACAGCGACAUGCUGAACAUCAUGGAGUCCUUCGGAAUACACGCAUACGUAUUCUUUGCAGUCGCCAACUUCUUCCUCAUGGCAGUCGUCGUCAAUCUCUUCGUCGCAAUGCUGUUGAAUUGCUACUCCACGGCCAAGAGCAAGUUUGUCCGGUACAAGGACCACGACGUGGUCAGCAUGCUGACAGAGUGGUUCUUCUCAGCUUUUUCCAUCAAAGAGCGGCCCAAGCCCUUGCACAAGCACAACAGCAUUGUGUCGCUAGACGAGUUGUAAAAGACUUGUGGUGUGACAUGGAAGAAACCACAUGUACCUAAUUUAGGGGAAUUUUUGUGUUGAUGAAAGUUACUGGAGCAAAAUUGUGUUCCUCUCUAAGGACUUUGUAUAAAACUUCUCUUGAGAAUUCAUUUAACAGAUGAUUUGCUGUUCACUCUUGUACAAAAAUCAGUAGUAAAGGGCAGAUUUUUCCACACAGAAUUGUCAGGGUUUAUUAGCUUGUGCUAGGUGUUGGAUAUUAUUCAGAUUUGGGGAAGUUGGGGUUAACGCAGUCUUAACAUCUUUGCAACAAAGCAGAUCUCGAUUUUCUGUAUUUGCUUUAUUUUUCAUAACAGAACAUGAUCUUACUGAUCUUCUGUGCAUUUCAUAAAAAUAAAGAAGUUUGUUUUUAAACUA
This is a messenger RNA of Patiria miniata (bat star), 9627 nucleotides long. Its product is annotated as polycystic kidney disease protein 1-like 2. Gene Ontology annotation, molecular function: calcium channel activity; protein binding; calcium ion binding. Gene Ontology annotation, biological process: detection of mechanical stimulus. Bases 610 to 9231 code for a protein of 2873 amino acids. Lineage: Eukaryota; Metazoa; Echinodermata; Asteroidea; Valvatida; Asterinidae. Gene Ontology annotation, cellular component: membrane. The record is from RefSeq and is a predicted model, not a curated record. The transcript has 24 exons.